UCUUAGGGUUAAACCAACCAAACAACCAUACACAAAAAAAUCUCAACCCAAGCCAGGCAAAAAUGUCGAAGAUCAACGUCGUUGUACUUGUGGCCGUGACCGUCUCCGUGCUGCUCGGCGUCCAAGCUCGUCCCUCGGACUCCCCGGAUGCCCAUGCCGAGAUCCGGAGCUUUGUCAACGAGCUGAAGCAGGAUGAUGGCAGCUACAACUACCAGUUCGAGACGUCCAACGGGAUUGCCCAGCAGGAGCAGGGAGUCGGCGGCUAUUAUGCCAGCGGCUCUUCCCAGUACUACACGCCGGAGGGACAGCUCAUCCAGCUGACCUACACGGCCGACGAGAACGGAUUCCAGCCGCAGGGCGAACACCUGCCGACGCCGCACCCUAUUCCGGAGGCCAUCCUAAAGUCGCUGGAAUGGAACCGGAACCACCCGGAGGAGACUGGCGAGUACGAACACCACGACCACCACCACAAGCACGGCCAGGAGCAGGGCAAUCAGUAUCUGCAGCCAGCUGGUGCCCUUUUGGCGCCUGCCGCCGGGUCCGUGGGUCAGGGUCUGCCCUACGACAGGAAGGUCUAAGCUAGGAGCAAGUCAGGGCCAUGUGCCCCAAUACAUCCCCAGCACCCAUAGUGUCAGCAUCCGCAUCCAUCUUGUCCCUGUGUGUGUCAUGUCCUGUCUGUUUGCAUAGGCAAAGCACCCAGCACCCAGCAUCCAACAUCCAACAUCCAACAGCCAGUAUCCAGUAUCCAGCAAACAGCAGAAAGAACAUCGGAGGAGCAACUACAUCUCGAGGCACACCCACUCGCACCACGCACUGUAUAUAUAUAGUCUAGGCCCUCUCAUACAUUUACAUCAACAUGCUCCCGGGCCGCGUCCUCUGACCCAUCGUCUCCGCCGUGUCCCGUAUUCCGUGUCCUGUGUCGGCUCGACUGACGUUGACAUUUAUUGCCAGAGAUAAUAAUAAUGUAAUAAAAGAAAAAUACAAUUUAA
This is a messenger RNA of Drosophila kikkawai, 989 nucleotides long. It is a transcript of the gene Cpr65Eb, whose product is annotated as Cuticular protein 65Eb. Lineage: Eukaryota; Metazoa; Arthropoda; Insecta; Diptera; Drosophilidae. The record is from RefSeq and is a predicted model, not a curated record. Gene Ontology annotation, molecular function: structural constituent of chitin-based larval cuticle. Gene Ontology annotation, cellular component: chitin-based extracellular matrix.